Molecule: messenger RNA, 445 nt
Organism: Drosophila innubila
Lineage: Eukaryota; Metazoa; Arthropoda; Insecta; Diptera; Drosophilidae
Product: death-associated protein kinase related-like
Exons: 2
Coding region: 131-406 (91 amino acids)
Biological process (GO): intracellular signal transduction; positive regulation of apoptotic process; protein phosphorylation
Cellular component (GO): nucleus
Molecular function (GO): protein serine/threonine kinase activity; ATP binding
Source: RefSeq, a predicted model, not a curated record
GGGCAAAUUUGCGGCUGUUCGCCGGGCGAUACACAAGAAUACCGGUUUGCAUUUCGCUGCGAAAUUCCUAAAGCGACGCCGACGCGCACAGAGCAGCGACAAGGAGAUCAAGCACGAGAUUGCCGUCCUAAUGCUCUGCGAGGGCGAGGACAAUAUUGUCAAUCUGAAUGCGGUCCAUGAGACACGCUCCGACACCGCACUGCUCCUGGAGCUUGCAACUGGCGGUGAACUGCAAACGAUAUUGGACAACGAGGAGUGUUUGACGGAGGCACAGGCUCGUCACUGCAUGCGGGAAGUUCUCAAGGCUCUCAAAUUCUUACAUGAUCGCUCCAUUGCCCAUUUGGAUCUGAAGCCACAGAAUAUAUUGUUGGCUGGCGAACGCAUUGAGGGUGAGUCUUCUAUUUAGUAAGAGUAGUACGAAGAAUUUGAAAUAAUAGAUAGAUCA